Menidia menidia (Atlantic silverside) is the source of this 6284-nucleotide messenger RNA. The record is from the annotation of a GenBank genome assembly. NCBI's taxonomy places the organism in Eukaryota, Metazoa, Chordata, Actinopteri, Atheriniformes, Atherinopsidae.
UCGUGCAGCGCAAUUGCUCUUCUUCUAGUUCCUUUAUUAUUCUUUCCUAUUAUUUCUUAUUCUUAUUUUUUCCUUAUAUAGUUCAAAUAUACAGAAUUGAAACAAACUGAAUGUGCACUGGGUUAAAGCGAAGGACAUCUGAAGUGAUGUAUCUGUAACUGCAACAGUACAUCUGGAUGGAUAUUAGAGAUGUCGAUUUUUCCAGUUUAGACUGACAACGGGAAAACAAUCCCUCCACUGUGUGUCAGGCACAGGCUGCUUACCACUGGACAUAAAGCAUGAAGAUCGUAAUUUAAAGGAUAUAAAACCGACACCGACACCUGAGUAAAGGAAAUUGGACAACCAGCAGACUUUUUCAUUUUCCGCUGUAGUGAUUCUUCCCUCAAUGAUUCCACUGAACAUGUGUCUGAAACAGAAGUUAACACAUAAGUGAAAAUGAACCCUUAUGUCACCUCUGACUUCCGGAGGGAUCUCUUCCCCCAUUUCUAUUUGUUGUAGAUCUUUGUCCUUUUCCUUUAAUGCCACCUGAAAUGUCUUUAUCUUCAUUUGUAAAGCUGCUGCUGCCCGUUCCCUUGCUGUUCUCUUAGUCCUUGCAGUCAAUGUGACUGAAGGACUGUGUCUGUCCUCUGGUUCCUAAAUGAUUUGAUGUUGCACACUCAUUAUUCCAUUAGCAUUCAAAUGUAUGACGGUCUGGAAGUGGCUUAGCGAGGUAAAUACUAACAGGAUAGAUAUACAUUUUGCUUACUUUAUUUGAUUUAAUUUAACAUAAUCUUAUUAAAUCGUUUUUUAAAUACUCAACUGUUAUAUUUUAACUUUUAUAUUAUAUUAUAUUAUUUCCACAUUUUUUGUGCAUUUUCUAACCUUUCCUAAUCUGUUCAAGAAACCCUCUUCUGAUUUGGUCCAUACAGGGAUGCUGAUUAAGAGGCAUAAAUCUGAAAAGGUAGUCACACCUUCUCCUUCUGUGGCAUGCUGAUUUAUCAGCUUUGGUGCCAGACUUCCUACAAAUUCAGAGAACUCCUCAGGUGACCUGUGUUGUUACCUUUUCCCUUCCUGCAGCCAAAGCUAAUAGCAUUGGUCACUUCAGAGGUAAAUCAUUGUAAUCUUUCCAAAUUUGCUAUCAUCUGUCAGGUAUGUGAAUUUUCAGCGGAAUUGCUGAGCUGUCAUGAAGUACGCCUGCCCUGCUAACUGUUGCAGGUAAUUGCUUAAGUAGUAUUGUUUAGGUUAAUAUUUUCCAUAGAGCAGCCAGUACACUAAAAAAUUGAGAAUGGCCGUCAAACAGAUGUGCAGACCCUUGGAAAGGAAAUGUGAAAUAGUUAAAGCAGUGACAUGAUGGAACAGGAAGCGGCAAACAAAGUGGGUUUAUGUCAGUUCGGCCCCUCUCACAGGGUAGAAGUGACAUUUCCUUGACUUGGAAGGAUAACAAAGCUGAAACGCAUACCAUUUGCUCAGUUACUUACCCGCAUUUCAUGUAAUGUAUUUCCUUGUGUGUAUUUUCUCUGCAUUUUCAAUUGUUUAUAGAAACAGAGAUUUGACUGUUUUUUUUGUUUUGCUUUCUGUGCUCAUAACCAAGAGGUUGUGAAACUGUGAAGAACGUUGAGCGUAAGAUUGUGCAUGUUUUUUGUCUCUUUCUUUUGAUACUGCAUGUUGGAAAUGACUUUAUCAUAAUGUCAAAGUUCUCAUUGUUUUGUCAUUUUGCAUCUUACAACAUCAUUAGAAAAGGUAUGCUGUAAUGAGCUGGAUGCCCUUGAAAUGCUUCCCAUUCUCCUACUCCUUGGCACAAUCAGUUUAUAGCAUCCAUCAAGCGAUGGCUGCUCCAGCCCAAGACCUCAAUAUUUUCCGUUUAUUGCUUUGAACUGAGCACAACCAAUCCUGCAUGCUCCUGUUUUGUAUGUUGCGGCCAGUCCAGUCAUACUAUGCCUUGAAUGAAUUUUCAUUAUUGUGGAAUCGAGCUCUCAGCACUCCUCUUGACCCUCCUAUCUUCAGUUAGCCCCAUUUCUGUAGUUCACAUCUGUUGGAUUUAAGCACAGGGUUGUUUAUCACUGCACGAGAAAGCUGACUUUGUUUGUUGGGGAAUGUAUAACUAAACAAAUCGACUGUACGGGGAAACGGAAGGACAGGUCGUGGACACUGCAUCCAGAGACCAACUCAUGGCCUUAAAGGGUUUGCUCUUCUGUUCGGACCCAUUAUCUUCUUGUCAGGAACAAUUUACUGGACUGUUUUGGAAGUAAAACACAUAACUUCACUAACUGUGUGGUUAUAGCAGAGGUUUAAUCACAGAUGAUGGGAGCUGCACGUGUCAAACGUCGCUUCAGUGCUGUGGUGGAUGGGCCAGUGGAGGAGGAAGAGGUCAUGAAGCUGGCACAGAGUGCGGCAGAUACUGCUCGGGUGGGAGGGAGCCCCACGGGGUCAGGGUCCCCAACCAGCCCCUUCCCAACCCAUGCCCUCAACGGCAAAGCUCUACCUCUUCAGAGCAACACCAACAAUGCACGGAGGCAGAGUGCCAUUGGAGAGUUGGCUGGGGGAGAUGUAGGAGGAGAUGGUGGAGUGAGAGCAGGAAGAACAUACCAAGGGCCAAGAAAUGCAAAAGGUAGUAGUGCAGGGGGAAGAGGUGAAAGGCCUUCCUCGUCUGACCAGGAUUCACUCUCGUCCCCCUCCACUACCAGCCGCCGACGCAUCCGGCGCACAAACCACCGGCCCCGGCAACGCUUUGUGGGCAAGGACGGACGCUGCAACGUCACCUUCGUCAACAUGAGCGAGAGGGGCCAGCGGUACCUCAGCGAUCUCUUCACCACCUGUGUGGAUAUCCGCUGGCGCUGGAUGCUGGUCAUCUUCACCCUCUCUUUUCUUCUCUCCUGGCUGCUCUUUGGCUUUGCCUUCUGGCUCAUUGCCUCCGCGCAUGGGGACCUCUCCAUUCGGCUUGCCCCCAGCUCAGGUUCUUCUCCAGGAUCAGGAGAUGCCGGCUCUGGAGGAGAGCCUGAUAGAGAGGCAUUGGUUGAGGAGCCGUGCUUCCUUCAGGUAAACAGCUUCAUGGCGGCCUUCCUUUUCUCCUUGGAGACGCAAACAUCCAUCGGUUACGGAUUCAGAAGCGUGACCGAGGAAUGUCCCCUGGCGGUGUUGGCGGUCGUUUUGCAGUGCAUUGUGGGCUGCAUUAUUGACGCCUUCAUCAUCGGGGCAGUCAUGGCAAAGAUUGCCAAGCCCAAGAAGCGCAACGAGACACUGGUGUUCUCUGAGACCGCUGUGGUGGCACUGAGAGACGGGAAGCUCUGCAUGAUGUGGAGGGUCGGAAACCUGCGCAAGAGCCACCUGGUAGAGGCUCACGUCAGAGCACAACUACUCAAGCCAAGGGUGACACCAGAAGGCGAGUACCUCCCACUGGAUAAUGCAGACAUCAACGUGGGCUUUGACACUGGCACCGACCGCAUCUUUUUGGUCUCUCCUGUGACAAUUGUCCAUGAAAUCAACGAAGAGUCUCCUUUCUUCGAGAUGGACAAAAAAUCCCUGGAGAGUGACCCUGAGCUGGAGGUGGUGGUCAUACUUGAGGGUAUGGUGGAGGCCACAGCAAUGACCACGCAGUGCCGAAGCUCCUAUCUUUCCUCUGAAAUCGUCUGGGGACACCGCUUUGAGCCUGUGCUCUUUGAGAGGAAAGACUGCUACCAGGUGGACUAUUCUUUUUUCCAUCGAACAUACGAAGUCCCUAACACACCGCUGUGCAGUGCUAAAGAACUUGCCGAGCAGAAUUACAUCGAAGGCUCUCACUCGUCAUUCUGCUAUGAAAACGAAGUUGCCCUGCAACUGGCUUCCCCAGACGAGGGACCAGAUCAAGACCCUGAGUGUCCCUCCCCACUGACCCGAAGGCCCUCUCUGGCUGAACACCUUCACUACAACUGAACCAGAAGAGCACAAGGCUUCACAGGGAGACAGGGAGGUUUUCAGAGGGCAAACAGGGGAUAGUUAGAUUAGAGAGGAUGGUUUGAACAGACAUUAGAUUUAGACUGAGAUAUGGCAGAGUGUAGACUUGAAAUCAAAAUGCGAUUAUUGCACUGAUCAACGAGAACAAAAAAUCCACAGUGGGAACAUGAUUAAUAUGGCCGAUUAAGCCAGGUAACCUAGACAGGGAAUACACAGAUAAAGAAAAAACAGUAGGGGAGUUAGGUUACUGCGCUGCCCUAGUUGUCUGAUUGGUCCUGGCAGUCUUUCAAAAUCAUUGAAAACUUGUCUGCUAAGUCCCACAUCUGGCCCAUCACUACCACAGCACACUCAUCUGGCUCUAAUUCCUGACCGGCAGGAUGUGAAGUAGCUCCACUCUGUGGCUACAAACUGUAACUACCACCUUGUGUUUUCUGAAUAUGGAGACAUCUGUGACCUCAGUUUGAUUGAUGUGGCUUCUGAGUUGAGUAAACAGAAAUGUUGUUGCUCAGGAAUGAAUUUCCACUAUGAUGCUGACUUAUCACCGUAAUGUUUUAUUGUCUUAUGGUAAGUAUGAUUAGUGCCCUUUCUAUGAUGAUUGUGGACUGUAGUGAAUGUACUUGAGUAUGAAUUAAGGCCCCCUCUUUGAGCCAAAGCAGAGCAACCGUAACAUGAGGAAACUGCUCAAAACUAGCAGCGGUUUCAAGCAGUUUCUACUCAUGUAACAUCCUUUAGGUUUGUUUUUUGGCUUGGUUGAAAUGGGUUGGUAAAACUUGCUUUAUUUAGUGCGACAUUUUUUACAGAGAUGACUUCCAUUGUUUUCAGGGGAUGAGUUGUAAUGUUUCAACCCACAGAGCUGACCUGGUUGUACUGAUUCAAGUUUGCUGUGUGCAAUUAGUCUGUCAAUAACCGUGCAAUUUUCUCGCACAAAUAUCUACAUUGUCCUGUCACUGAAAGACAUGAUGUGAUGCUUCUGCUCUGUAACCUCUGGAUUCUUGCACUCACUGAGCGACGACAUUACAAUCAUAGAAGAGCCUUGGCACUUGGAUGACCCGAGAUGGUGUGGAUUGAAUCAAAUGAGGAUAUACUUGUUGACUCUGUAAAUGCAGCAGAAACCCACAGUCACCUCCAGCAUCGCAACCACAUGAAUCAUCACAACUGUGCUAGACAGACUGUCUGAUCUUGUUAAUGUUGGGUUGACUUGCUGUGUCUGAAUCUAAAAAAACAAUGAGAACUGAACUGGAACUUGCCCCGCAUUCUUAAAAAAAUAUUCUAUAUAAUUAUGUUCUGUAAAUCAUGUAAUCCCGCUUUAAUUUGAAUACAUUACAGACAGUUUCUCUAUGGCAGAUUAGUUGGCGGUGCCUCCAUAAUAGUCAUGAGAUUUUGCCACUAACCCCAAAACAGGAUCAUUAUGUUCUAUGUUUAAGAUGUGCUUAAAGCCUAUUUUCAUUGUGCAUAUUUUAGACAAGACUGUUGUUUUGAUUCACUGUAACAUUUACACUGUAUUCUUGAUAAACAAAUAAUUACUGUGAACACAUUCAGUGACUGAAUAGUUCCAGUAUGAGCUCUCACUAAAGACAGGAGAAGCUUUUAGUUGAAUUAUAAUUUAUCCUAUUUAAUAGUUGCAGUUUGUAGCUAUAUUCAAAAGCACAUUGGAAUGCUGGUCUAUUUUUGUCCUGAAAGCAUUUACCGUACACCAUACAACUUCCAAGUGUUUAAAGGCAUUUUGGUAUGGGCAAUGUAAAUAAGUUAUGGAGUCCUACAAUUAUAGGGCUGACCAAUAUUCAACCUGUUUGACGCACAGACGUGGAACUGCACAAUAUGGAGUCUAAUAUCACGAAAGGAGUUGUACAACAGUUAGUCUUUUUCAGAUGAGCACAAGUUAACUUCAGCUCUGCAGUUAUAGUGGUUUAUUCAAGUCACUGGAAAGUUAAAAACUUUUAACUUGAUAUACAGCUGAGGUAUUCACUGAUAACAUAUUGUCUGUUGAAUUUAAUGUUAAUACUGUUCUAUGUUUGUGUGUGUCCCCCACACUUCUCCUUCAUGGCUACCAUGUGCUAUUUAUAGGAGGGUCUUGUCAUUCACCCUGCCUCCACCUCUGUGAAAUGUAACCUGAGCCCAAAGCACAAUCACUUUAGUAGCGCUUUUUAAAACCCUCCAAAAAACAGAUUGUCUGGUCAUGUUACUGUACACUUAGGAUUCACUGCGCUCACAAUGCAGUACAACUUUUUUUAUAGCUAAUGUAAAUUGCACAGUGUACACUUUUACUUUUUCCUCUGUUAUUUUUUCUGGAGAUGAGGUGAAACCUCUCUGUUUCACAAUGUAAUUUCAGAGUGGUCUUGGGCACAGAGCACUUCAUAAUAAAACAACUGUGUUGC